Molecule: messenger RNA, 8311 nt
Organism: Larimichthys crocea (large yellow croaker)
Lineage: Eukaryota; Metazoa; Chordata; Actinopteri; Sciaenidae
Gene: scrib
Product: scribble planar cell polarity protein
Exons: 44
Coding region: 959-6424 (1821 amino acids)
Biological process (GO): cell-cell adhesion; receptor clustering; neurotransmitter receptor transport postsynaptic membrane to endosome
Cellular component (GO): basolateral plasma membrane; postsynaptic density; adherens junction
Molecular function (GO): protein kinase binding
Source: RefSeq, a predicted model, not a curated record
CUGCACCGUAACGUGUGCGCUGUGCUCCAGCGUGCCGGGCCUCCAGCUCAAACAGAGCCCAGCCCCCCACACGCCAAACCGGCCUGCCUCGGCUCAAACAAGGGGGAGGGAUGCGCGGCUGUUGCUGAAGCUCCUGCUGGCAUUUUUUUUUUUUAAAACAACCUACGACGCAACAGUCAAACGGGAGCCGGUUUCUUUAACGUCUUUUUUUUAAUUAUUUUAUAUGGGUGGUGGUGUUAGGAUACGAUAGUACACCCAGCACCGGCCCGUUGACGGUGUUUCCGUGAGCUAACGGCCGCUUUAGCACAAAGGCGUUCAAGUAGCCGUUUGGUGGCUAACGGUUACUUAGCCGUGCUAACAACACAGCCCGGUGAGGACGGAGCACAUCCUUCACCGGAGCAGCCAUACUCGAGGUUAAUCUCUGCUGACUUCGCUUCUUCCGCGGGUUCGUGGUUGUAAAUAUAUCUGAGCCAGGCGGUGUGUUAUCAUGACUAAGAUACUUCAAGCGACGUUUCCCGCAUAGCUGGGUCGUUUUUUUUCUUCUUCUCCCCACAGCUAGCCACGGACGGAGCUUCUCGGUCUCGUACAAGAAGGGGAUGGUGGUGGUGGUGGUGGCGGGCUAACGUUAUACUCUGUGUAAAGGAGAAGUAAGUGCAAGAAGUGAUAUUUCUUUACAUUAAUUGUGAAUUUCCAAGGCGGGUGACCCUGAAGGACGAGCCUGACGACUGAACUGAAACCGGGAAUAUCGCAAAACCGAUCGCGGGGAUUAUUCUGUGUGUGUGUCUCUUAAGUGGAUUUCGGCCUGGGGAUCGUCGUUUUUUUUGACAUUGAGUGAGCCCACACUCCCACAAAAAACAUCCCUCUCUCCCCUCACGCCGACCUUCAACCUCCGAUGCGGAGAUUUCAGUAGCAACCGGCAACCAAAUCCCCCCCCCUCCUCCCCUCACGGCGGCCGGACAUGCUGAAGUGUAUCCCCCUGUGGCGCUGCAACCGCCACGUCGAGUCGGUGGACAAGCGGCAUUGCAACUUGCAGACAGUCCCCGAUGAGGUGUUCCGCUACAGCCGCAGCCUGGAGGAGCUUCUCCUCGACGCCAACCAACUCAAAGACCUACCAAAGCCUUUCUUCAGACUACUGAACCUCCGGAAGCUUGGCCUGAGUGACAAUGAGAUCCAGAGACUCCCUCCUGAGGUGGCCAACUUCAUGCAGCUGGUGGAACUGGACAUCUCCAAAAACGACAUUCCUGAGAUCCCCGAGAGCAUUAAGUUUUGCAGGGCUUUGGAGAUCGCAGACUUCAGCGGAAACCCCCUGUCCAGAUUGCCAGAUGGCUUCACUCAACUCCGAGCGCUGGCUCACUUGGCACUCAACGACGUGUCAUUGCAGACGUUGCCCAACGACAUCGGAAACCUGGCCAACCUCGUGGUGCUGGAGCUGAGGGAGAACCUGCUGAAGUCUCUACCCACGUCGCUCUCUUUCCUGGUGAAACUGGAACAGCUGGACCUGGGCGCCAAUGAACUGGAAGUCUUGCCGGACACCCUUGGUGCUCUCCCCAACCUGAGGGAGCUCUGGCUGGACCGUAACCAGUUGUCCUCAUUGCCACCUGAGCUGGGGAACCUCCGGAGACUUGUGUGUCUGGAUGUGUCAGAGAACCGUCUGGAGGAACUUCCCUCAGAGCUAAACGGCCUCCUGGCUCUCACUGACCUGCUGCUCACACAGAACCUGCUGGAGGUCGUCCCUGACAGCAUAGGCUCCCUGAAACAGCUGUCCAUCUUUAAGGUGGACCAGAAUAGGCUGACCCACCUGACUGAUUCAAUAGGAGAGUGUGAAAACCUCACGGAGCUCGUCUUGACAGAGAACCUUUUACAGUCACUUCCUCGCUCGCUGGGCAAGCUGAAGAAGCUGACCAACCUGAAUGUAGACCGCAACCGUUUGGGCAGCGUGCCCAAAGAGCUGGGCGGCUGUGCCAGCCUCAACGUUCUCUCACUGAGAGACAACCGCCUGGGCAAACUGCCCGCUGAGCUUGCAGAUGCCACCGAGCUGCAUGUGCUGGAUGUGGCUGGAAACAGAUUACAGAACUUGCCUUUCGCCCUGACAAACCUCAAUCUGAAGGCCAUGUGGCUCGCAGAGAACCAAUCACAGCCAAUGCUCAAGUUCCAGACAGAGGAUGACGAGCGAACGGGAGAGAAGGUGUUGACCUGCUAUCUGCUGCCCCAGCAGCCUUCUCCAAGCCUAGAAAACUUGCUGCAGAACAGUGUGGAUGACAGUUGGACAGACAGCAACCUGAACCGAGUGUCAGUCAUUCAAUUCCAGGAGGAGACCAAAGCAGAGGAUGAGGAUGAUGAGGCUGCUGCAGAGCGCAGAGGCCUUCAGCGCAGAGCCACACCGCACCCUAGUGAGCUUAAGGUGAUGAAGAAGGUGAUCGAGGAGAGGAGGAAUGAAGCUUACACAUCCAGAUCUGAUGGUGAAGAAGAGUCCCUUGAUCAACAGGAGAAGCGGCUCAGUGACCUGUCCAAUCAAAGCCAUGACUCCCAGGUGUCCAACAGCACACUGUCGGCCACCUCCCACGAGGACAGACACAAUGUGACCUCGGCCUCGCAGAGGGAGGACCUUGUAGAUGGUCACUACCCGCAGGAGGAGGAAGAGCUGGAUGAGAUGGAGGUGGAGUACAUUGAGCCCACUGUACACUUCGCAGAGGAGCCCAUCAUCCGCGGUGGGGAUGAGGACGACGACGAGGACAGGGAAGACGGCGAGAGAAGCGAAGAGGAAGACGAGAGGCCGACUUUUCCCACCGAGAAGCAGCGUCUGAUCAGAAAGGACACGCCACACUACAAGAAGCACUUCAAGAUCACCAAGCUGCCCAAGCCCGAGGCUGUGGCCGCGCUGCUGCAGGGCUUCAAUCCCGACAGUCUCAACUCCCCGACACAGGCCGCCGAGGACGAGCAGGACGAGGAGGAAGAAGAAAAUCUAUGCACCCCUCAGCACCAUCGCAGACUAGAGGAACUCGAGGACAGCCGGCACCAGGGAAACUCCAGUCAAGUAAAGGGGGUGUCAUUUGAUCAAGUCAAUAAUCUGCUGAUUGAACCUGCUCGAAUUGAGGAGGAAGAGCACACCCUGACCAUCCAGCGACAAACAGGUGGCCUGGGUAUCAGCAUUGCUGGAGGGAAAGGAUCUACACCUUACAAGGGAGAUGAUGAGGGAAUCUUCAUCUCCAGAGUAUCUGAGGAGGGUCCUGCAGCCAGAGCAGGGGUCAAAGUGGGAGACAAACUUCUAGAGGUGAAUGGAGUGGACCUCCACGAAGCAGAACAUCACACGGCAGUCGAAGCUCUCCGUAGCUCCGGCGCUGCAGUUUCCAUGACGGUGCUGCGGGAGCGUAUGGUGGAACCCGAGAACGCCAUCACCACCACGCCGCUGAGGCCAGAGGACGACUACUUCCCGCGGGAGAGACGGAGCAGCGGCCUCGCCUUCAACUUGGAGACGACUCCCAGCGGGCCUCAGCAGCGGCUCUCCACCUGCCUGAUCCGGAACGACAAGGGGCUGGGGUUCAGCAUCGCGGGGGGGAAAGGCUCCACGCCUUACCGCACAGGAGACACGGGAAUCUACAUCUCUCGCAUCGCAGAAGGUGGAGCAGCACACAGAGACAGCACACUGCGUGUGGGCGACAGGGUGAUCUCUAUCAAUGGUGUAGACAUGACAGAGGCCAGGCAUGACCAGGCAGUAGCGCUCCUUACCGGCACCUCCCCCACCAUCGCCCUCCUAGUGGAGCGAGACCCGAAUGCACCGGGGGGCUCUCCAGGUCAAAACCGGGCACGAGCCCACUCCCCUCCACCCCCAGAACCCUCAGAUUCACCAGACCAGGAGGAGGACCUUUCCCUUCAUGGGAACCACCUGAGCCAAAUGGAGGACGAGUAUCCCAUCGAGGAAGUGACCCUGGUGAAGUCAGGUGGCCCUCUUGGCCUGAGCAUCGUGGGUGGCAGCGAUCAUGCCAGCCACCCAUUCGGCGUCAACGAACCCGGAGUGUUCAUCUCGAAGGUGAUUCCUCACGGCCUCGCGUGCCAAAGCGGACUACGCGUCGGGGACCGAAUAUUAGAGGUGAACGCCAUCGACCUGCGUCACGCCACACACCAGGAAGCCGUGCGAGCCCUGCUGGCCAACAAGCAGGAGAUCCGUAUGCUGGUACGGAGGGACCCUUCACCGCCUGGGAUGCAGGACAUUAUGAUCCAGAAGCAGCCAGGGGAGAAGCUUGGCAUCAGUAUUCGCGGAGGGGCCAAGGGUCAUGCAGGAAACCCCUUUGACGCCACAGAUGAAGGCAUCUUCAUCUCUAAGGUGAGUUCGAGUGGUGCCGCAGCAAGAGACGGCCGGCUGCAGGUUGGCAUGCGAAUCCUGGAGGUGAACAACCACAGCCUGCUGGGCAUGACGCACACGGAGGCAGUGCGAGUGCUGCGCGCUGUAGGAGACUCUCUCGGCAUGCUGGUGUGUGACGGCUUCGACCCACGGAAAGUGGCUGCCGUGGAGGCGUCUCCUGGCAUCAUUGCCAACCCGUUUGCAGGAGGCAUCGUGCGUAAAAACAGUAUGGAAAGCAUCUCUUCGAUAGACCGAGACCUGAGCCCAGAGGAGAUAGACAUCAUGCAGAAGGAGUCUGAGAUGGUGAGAGAGACAUCACAGUGGGAGCGCGAAGAGAUGGAGAAAGUGGAGCGUAUGCGUUUGGAGCGAGAGGAGGCAACUCGCCUGCUAGAAGAGGAGACCGAGAACAUUGGCACUGGACCUCUAAAACUUGACUACAAAACCCUGGCAGCACUGCCCACCACCAGUCUGCAGAAGGUUAACAGGGCGCCUUCCUCUGAUUACACCAGGACGGACAGCCCGAUCAGGGAAGCACCGUACUCUCCCACGAUCCAACCGCCCAGCCACCACUCUUCUGACAGCUCCCCGUAUGCAGGCAGGGAGACUCGCUUCGCAAACAUUCAUUACACCUCCACUCCUACUGCCAAGGACGACCCUUCAUCAUCAACGCGACCCGGUGCCAUCCAGCCAGUCGGCCGCGUGCGGCAGAGUCCCUCCCCCGCCACCCCGGACGGCCACAGUCCAAACCCCUUCCAGCAUGGCCCCUCCCCCUUCAACUCCCAGACCUCUGACCUGUAUGGUGUGAGGAACAAUUUCCACCCAAAGCAACCGUCUCCAGAGCCUGAGUGGAACAACGAGGUGUUUGAUGAUGACAUAGAUGGUCAGGAGGGAGCUGGUAAGGGUCUGACCAACAAGCUCUCCCCCCGCCGGGAGUAUAUGAGCCUGGCAGCAGUGCCUCGACUCUCCAGGCUUUCCACGGAGCUGCAGACUCCUUCUCCUGGUGGUAAGGACAGCCCGGAGCAGCGCUCCUUUAGGGACCGACAGAAGUAUUUUGAGAUUGACGUGAAGCAGCAGACACCGGACAAACCCAAACCUCGGGUGUCUCUAGUUGGAGAAGAUGACCUCAAGAAAAUGAGAGAGGAAGAAGAGAGGAAGUUUGAGCAGAGGGCGCGGGAGUACCUGCUGGAUGAAGACGAGGAGGACGAGGAGGAGGAUCUGGUUAAGCAGAUGGCACAGAUGAAGGCUUCUGGCAAAGUGUUGCUGGACGGAGUGGAGUACAAGGUGGAGCCAGUAUCCACCCCAUCCCAGCACUGUUCCACACCACCAAGCUAUAACGUCACACCACCCAGUUACUGUGGCAGCUCGGGGCCGUCCUCUGUUGAUGGUAAAGUCGACUCUCAGAGGAACUCGCUGGAGGACAGCUUCAGGUUGGAGCAGCGGCCAAACUCCAUGACUGGUCUGAUCCCGGUGUACCCCGGAGAGUCUGCGGCUCCCAUCCGCACAGCCAAAGCAGAGCGCAGACAUCAAGAGCGACUCCGUAUGCAGAGCCCCGAGCUGGCUGUGGCCCCCGACAAGGAUCUGUCCCCUGCUGAGAAACGAGCUCUGGAGGCUGAGAAGAGAGCCAUGUGGAGGGCAGCACGAAUGAAGUCUCUGGAGCAGGAUGCACUGAAAGCUCAGAUGGUCAUCGCCAAAUCUCGGGACGGGAAGAAGCGCGGCACACUAGACCAGCUGACGGAGUCGCCUUCACCCGCCCCCACGCCCUCUCCCACACCCAUGGAAGAGCUCAGUCCUCGAGGUCUAACCUCUCCGGGCAGACUGUCCCUGUCGUCAAAGAAGUUUGACUACCGACAGUUUGCUGCCAUUCCUUCUUCCAAACCCGUAUACGACAUCCAGUCCCCUGACACGGUCGAUGACAUGCAGUUCAUCGACGACGGCUCCAGCAACCCAGGGCCCACUGCGUGCCCCGAGGCCGAGGUGCCCACCGCGCUGCCUGCCACCUCAGCCCUGGAGGAGAUGGCUCUGUACAGCAACAAGCGCAAACUGAGGCAGGGUCGCCGCAGCCUGGAAACCGCCGUGCCCACGUAACAUCUCACACUGAGAGAAGAAAUCCGAAGACACGCGCAUUUAAAAUACACUGUGGACACACUGGUAAUACGUGGGCGCAUCCACAGGAGGUGCAGAGUCACUAAACACUACACACGGUGUCAGUAGAGCGAGAUUUACUCUCCUAUAUAUAACCACUGCAGAGACUACGAUAGUCACCACAUACACACUCACUUAUAUCCUGCGUGCCAGUCUUGCCUCUACAGUCUGGAGGAGUUGGCAAGUUGCUCAACGGUCCCUCGGAGGCAAGAAAGCGCUAGCGUGGUUAGCUAGGAUCGCUUACAGACCAUUCUUAUGUUUGUUCUACAUUCGGUUUAUCUAGUUAGAAGUGGAUCUAUUUUAAAAAAAGGAUGUGACCGAAGUUUUUAGUUUUUUUAUUUUUCGCACCUCCGUUAAUGAUUUUGCUGUUUUUAAAAAAAAAAAACAUACUGGAAGAGAGAAGAAAUGGGUCAUAGCUGUACUAACGAUAUUUUUAGGCUUUCAGUGACUAGAUUGUAAAAUGUCAGGGGUGUGUGUGUGUGUGUGUGUGCGUGCGUGUGUGUGUAUAUAUUAAUUGAGGAGGGAACAUCCUGCUACCUUCACAGUCACAGAUUGUGGAGACAAACAUAUCUUUUUUUUUUUUUGCACUGCCACUGAUCAGCUUUUUAAAAACAUAUCUUUAAUAAUUUAUUGUUUUUAUCGGUUUAGUCAAAUUGAAGGCCUAAACAACAUAAAGCUUGUUGUAAUUUAUCAUUAAAAAGCUCACUAAGUCAAAGCUUUCAACUAAUGAACUGCAUAUCACUUUAUAUCAUUGAGUCGACUUUAUAUGAAUCCCCUGGGGGCUUUUGAGGGAAGCAAAUUCGAGUUUAGCUGUUGCACAUCAGUGUCUCGACACGAGUCAUACAGAAAUGUUUGUCUCGGCAUCUGUCCAGAUUUGUUGACGGUGUUACAUUCCCCUUGUUGGCAUGACAACACUGGAGGCAGCAGCAUUAAAUCGACACUUCACAGAAACAGAUCAGACAACAUACAUUUUUAAAUCCUUUACUAAUUAACGGUACUUUCCCUGCCCCUGUUUAGGGUUUCUAUUUUAUCAAUGUGAAUCAUUAACUUCUAACCUUGAGUUAUCAAGGUUUUCCAGAGUGACGUGAAGGUAGCAGGUGUUUUAUUUUUCUGUCUAUGGUUAAUUUAAAUCUGAUGCCACUGAAAAAUCAUUUAUUAUUGUGUGAAUAAUGUACAAAUACUGAACGGAAAAGCAAACUUUGGGUUUGAAAACUGAGCCAGUCUUGACCUAGACCAAGUGAGUGUCUGGACUGCUGACGCCUCUGGGUUUGGACGGGCUUGGUGUCGGGACGCUCUCUGCAUGUAUAUUGGUUUGUUAAUGGGAGAGCUGAGAGGCAGAACUGAUUUUAGAAAUCCCUCUAAAGACAUUUAUCUCAUUCAGACAUUCAGCUCACUGCUUAACAGACAGACUGUCAGUUCAUGUAUCUGAUGGGUGUUUUCGCAGAAUCACAGCAUCGUAGCAUUUGUGUUAAUUUAACGUAGGGUCUUCUAAUGAUAGCUUUCCGUGUUGCUCUCACUGACUGAAAUUCAGUUUGUUUGAUAACAUUUGCAAUGGCUGAUAUCUUCUUUUUUUAACUUACAUUAGGUAAAUCUUUUUUCAGAUGGGUUUCACUACAUUAAUAAUGCAGUGUUUCAAGUUUUUGUGUUUAUUCUUUUGUCUUGAGUUCUCUUUGGGGGCUUUUACUUGCAAAUAGGUUGGAGGGAAAGGGGCAGAAGUCCUAGGGUCAAGGGUUAGAGCUCACACAAGACUGUAACUAGUGAAUUUGUACAACCAAAGAAGUCUAUUUUGUGGUUCAGGAAUAAUAAAUUUUACUUUUCAUUUAAGAAGCU